AUGAAAUGGAGAUGCGCUUAUGCUCAUACACUCUUGAACAGGGUUUCGUUGAUCCCCAGAACUAGUACCAUUUUGGAUAUGACGACCUACCAACCUCUACCAGCUCCAGCGAAGUUGAAUGGUGGGUUCUGGAAGAGUGCAAUUGAGUUUUUGAAUCAGAAUGAUCUUCUAUCGUUGGCCCGCACAAAUUCACAAUUUCACCAGUUAUGCGUGGAGGAAAUAUAUCAUACGAUUGUUAUAUCAAGAGACUCGGUUCUACGUUCUGGGGAAUGGUUUUUGGACUGUGGAAAAACAUAUCUUGCCGGGUACAGAUCAGUGAAGAAAAGCCCCGAUCAAGUCGAUCUUUUCCUCUAUGAUCGAAUUAACAGGCUGAACGAGUCCUCACAUCUUCACCUGGUAAAGGAAGUAAUCAUCCAAGAAGACGUGUUCCACGACCGACAAGCCGGGCUUGUCGUGCUGGAAGAGCUGGUACAAAAGUUGCUGGAUUUAGGUUUGUUGGAAGUUCUAGAUAUUAGAGAUAACGAAUUGUUCGCGAGGUUCUAUCCUCACUAUUUGAAUCUGCAGCAUUUACGAAAGUGCCGCAUUCUUGAUCUUGCAGAUUUGAACCAGCUGCGAUCAAUUGCACAAGUGAAGUCCUUACAACUCAUGCUCUCGCAUGUUUCCUUUGAAGCUGGAUGCCUGAAUGAGAAUGCCAAGAGCGCACUUUCCCUCAACAUUGAGGAAGUAGCCAUAGAAGACUUAGAGCACUCAAGUCUGCGGCUGUUUGAAUACCUACAUGACGAAAAAAUGGCCAUGAGUGCUCUGAAGUCGCUUAAAUUUAAUCACGUCCACGGGAUGCAGAACUACAACAAGACGAUGAGGGAAUUCACCACGCUAUUCCUUGAUAGCGUACUGGAAAUCGAUCGAAUAAAACGGUUAGAGCUAGAAGGGUCAUGCGAGGUUCCAGGCUGUUCUUGCUUCCACGACUUUUUAAUGGCUCUCGCUCCCCACGUACACAAUCUCAAAGAGCUAAGUCUUAUAGAGAAAACCUUUGUCACCCAAGGGGAUCACUAUACCGAGGAAAACUGGGAUUUGACAAUAAACAAAUUUCUUAUCAACCUCCCCAACGUCUCGGAUAGGCUGGAAAAACUGGCUAUUCGUCACAACCCGCCAUUGAAUGGAAUUCAAAAAGACUCAGUAGAAGGUAAUUACAUUCGCCGUCGUACGCUUUAUGAAAGCGUCCUUCCCAGAUUAACGAGCCUCAAGACACUCAUUGCCCCAACAUUUCUGAGGUCUAUUGCUCCUUACGAGGUGCUUGUAUGCGAUUUACUUUGGAAUGGAUGCGAGUGUGAUUAUUGCACUAAAGUUUUAGCUGUCAUCGACAAGUUCAUCAUGAACCAUCAAUUCUAUUCAUUUUCUGAGGGCCGUUUCAAAGACAUUAUUCCAACAGUUUUCUUUGGUUUUACUGGCGACGCUCUCUCCCGGCGCUUCGUUACUACCACAGAUUGGGAUUUGAACACCUGGUCUAUCUGUCCCGUUGCUCACUAUUGGGAUUUACACGGCUAUGAAAACAUCCAGCACUUCCACGAUUUUGAUUGUCACUAUGAUGAGUCCGUAUACAUAGCGUUGGCUGGAUGUAUUGCACACUUUUUCAAUUCAUACAUGGAUCAUUUAGUUCAGCUUCUUCCAAGCUUACGUUCCUGCGUUUUAUCCGGAGUUUACUAUGCCGUGGACGGCGAACAAGAAUAUAGGUCGAUCUACGAUUGA
Molecule: messenger RNA, 1746 nt
Organism: Lachancea dasiensis
Lineage: Eukaryota; Fungi; Ascomycota; Saccharomycetes; Saccharomycetales; Saccharomycetaceae
Source: the annotation of a GenBank genome assembly